UGAGGUCGCGCAAGGAUCGUGGGUGGAAAGAGGAAAAGAAAACGUAAUGUCAAGCACGAGAUUGACAUGACAUGGUGUCAUGCGCGCCACCCUCGGAGGAUUUUGGUUCGGCUCUCAAGCGCUGCUGCGAAUCCAAGGACUUGGCGCUUGGCCGCCGGCUCCACUCUCAGAUCGAUCGAGCUGGGCUUGCCACCAGCGACACAUUUCUCGCCAAUCUCCUCAUCCAGAUGUAUGGUAAGUGCGGGAGGAGCGAAGACGCGCGCCGUGUCUUCCACCAGAUCCACAGGCCCAAUGUUUUCUCCUGGAACUUUAUCAUAGCAGCAUAUGCCCAGAAUGGGCAUCUGGAGCAGGCGAAGCUUCACUUUGAUCGGAUGCCCAAUCGGAAUUUCGUUUCGUGGUGCGCGUUGAUCUCGGGCUACGCUUGCAAUGGCGAAGUCGAAGGGGCGAAAGCGCUGCUGGAUCGAAUGCCCUCCUGGAACCCAAUCGCUUGGACUGCCGUGAUGCGCGCGCGCGCCCAGUCCGGGGAUUUGUGUGGCGCUCGGCUGAUGUUUGACGAGAUGCCCGAGCGGGAUUUGAUCUCGCGCAACUGCAUGAUAUCUGCUUAUGCCGAGGGUGGCGAUUUCGAUCAAGCGAAGCUACUGUUUGAUGAUAUGCCCGAGUGGGACGUUGUGUCUUUCACUGCGAUGAUCAGAGCAUACACACAAGGCCACUUAGUAGAUCAAGCAAAAGCGUUUUUUGAUACCAUACCCCAGAAAAACACCGUGUCUUGGAAUUCCCUUCUCCAUGCUUAUGCCCAAGCGGGGCAUCUAGCAGAGGCGCGGCAAGUGUUCGAAUCCAUUCCAGAGAAAAACCUCACGUCAUGGACCACGAUGAUCGCAGCGUGUUGCACCAACGGCCAGAUUGACGCGGCGGCGGAUCUCUACCGUCGGAUGCCCGCGCGGGACGUGGUGUCGUCGGCGACAGUGAUCGCGGCGGCAGGGGACCACGCGACCGCGACGCGGAUAUUCCGCGCGAUGCCCCUCGUGGACGAGGUAGCAUGCACGGCCAUGAUCGCGGCGAUGUCGCAGGGUGGCGACCUCGAGGGCGCCAAGGCCCUGUUUGACAAAAUGGCGGAGCGCCACCUGGUGACGUGGAAUGCCAUGCUGGCAGCGUUCGCGGACAACGGCCACGUGGAGGGCGCCAAGUCGCUGUUUGACAGUAUGCCGCGCCGGGACAUGGUGACGUGGGCGACGAUGCUGUCGGCCUUCGCGCAGCACGGCGGGCGAUUCUUCGACAGCGCCAAGCGGUGCUUCGAUUUGAUGCCCGAGUGGAACACCGUGGCGUGGAACUCGAUGAUCCAGGCGCUGGCGGCGCGGCGCGACACCGCAGCAGCGCGGGCGAUCUUCGAUGGUGCGGUGCCGGAGCACGACGUGGUGAUGAUCAACGCAAUGAUCGCCGCCCACGGCGAGAAUGGGGAGCUGGGCGACGCGCGCGAGCUCUUCGAUUCCAUGCCGGAGCGCACGAUCAUCUCCUGGAACUCGAUCGUCCAGGCGUGCGUGAUCGACGGCGAUGUUCACGGCGCGGUGGAGCUGGUCGAGCGGAUGCCCAGGCGAGACGUACUGACGUGGACGGCCCUGAUAAACCUCCACUCUCGGGCCUCGAACCUAGAGCUGGCCAAAAGCAUCUUCGACCAGAUGCCGGAGCACGACGUCGUGGCCUGUACGGCUCUGCUCAUGGGGUUUGCACGGAAUGGCGACCUGGAGGGGACGAAGAGGGUGUACGACACGAUGCCGUGCAAGAACUCCGUGACAACGCUGGCGAUGGUGGUGGCGUACGGGGAGUUCUUGGAGCUGGGCGCCGCGAAGCACCUGUUCGAUCGAAUGCCCAAGGACAAUUGCGUGCCCUGGAGCGCGAUGGUCACCACGUAUGCACGGAAUGGAUACGUGAGCGAGGCCAAGGCGGUGUUUGACACCAUGCCCGAUCGCGAUCCGGUCUCGUGGUCGGGGAUGAUCACCGCCGCGGCGCAGUUUGGAUCCAGCGGCGAGGCGCUGGGAUUGCUGCGAUUGAUGGGCAUGGAAGCGGCCUCGCCAAACGAGGUGCUCUUCCUGAGCCUCCUCUUCGUUUGCAGCCACUUGGGGCGCGUCAAGGAGGCGCGGGAGUUCUUCCGGGUGAUGAGCGAGCACGGAUUGGCGGCGUGGCGCGAGCAUUUCUCGUGCUUGAUCGCUGUUCUAGGCCGCGCCGGGGAAUUGGCCGCCGCCGAGGAGCUGAUCGAAAGAAUGCCCUUUGUGCCCAACCAAGCCUCGUGGAGCGCACUGCUCAAUGCAUGCCGGAUCCAUAGGGAUGUGGAGCGCGGGGCGCGAGCGACGCAGCGAGCCCUAGAACAGGAUCCCGCCAGCGCGGGAACUUACGUCCUGCUCGCAAACACGUUUUUGCCGCCUUGCCAGCCGCUAGAGCCCUAGAUUUCGGAAUAUGCUUGCGUAGAGCCCUACAUUUUCGAAUAUGCCGGCGCCAUGGCAUCCGAA
This is a messenger RNA of Selaginella moellendorffii, 2501 nucleotides long. Its product is annotated as pentatricopeptide repeat-containing protein At2g35030, mitochondrial-like. The coding region runs from base 72 to 2438 and encodes 788 amino acids. NCBI's taxonomy places the organism in Eukaryota, Viridiplantae, Streptophyta, Lycopodiopsida, Selaginellales, Selaginellaceae. The transcript has a single exon. The record is from RefSeq and is a predicted model, not a curated record. Gene Ontology annotation, molecular function: protein binding.